CAUAGCUUGCCAACGUGCCUUAUCUUUAAGCUGUUGUGGUCUAUAGAGCUUUGGUAAUCUCCAUAAUAUCUGAUGGAAAACACACGCCAACAGCGCAUACCCAUUAUCCUCAAUCAUGGCUUCCUCAACUCUCUCCCCUUCAGCUCCUUCGCAGCUAUGCUCCAGCAAGUGUGGCAUAUUGUGCCCAUCACAAGCUUUCCUUGUGAAACCAACAAGGACCCAAAUGGUAAGAAAGGACAAGGGAAUGAAACUCACUUGCCAGGCCACUAGCAUCCCUGCCGACAGAGUGCCCGACAUGGGGAAGAGGCAGCUGAUGAAUCUGCUUCUGUUGGGGGCUAUUUCACUCCCCACAGGCUUCAUGUUGGUUCCUUACGCAGCCUUCUUUGUCCCUCCUGGGGGAGGAGGCACCGGUGGUGGUACCGUAGCCAAGGAUGCCAUCGGAAACGACAUCAUUGCUGCUGAGUGGCUUGAGAAUCAUGGCCCUGGGGACCGAACCUUGUCUCAAGGAUUGAAGGGAGAUCCCACUUACCUGGUUGUGGAGAAAGACAGAACACUUGCAAACUAUGGUAUAAAUGCGGUCUGCACUCACCUCGGAUGUGUUGUUCCGUUUAAUCAAGCUGAGAACAAGUUCAUAUGCCCCUGCCACGGAUCUCAGUACAACGAUCAAGGACGAGUCGUGAGAGGACCCGCCCCGCUGUCCUUGGCAUUGGCUCAUACCAAUGUGGAAGACGGGGGAAAGGUAGUCUUCACUCCCUGGACCGAAACAGAUUUCAGAACCGGCGAUGCUCCGUGGUGGGCUUAAACAUCUUCAAUCCGUUUUUUCGGUAUUCGAUUUUUUUAUAUUCGACUCAGAAUGUUUUUUGCAACGUUGCUAAACAAGCUGUACCAUAGAGUUUAUCCAUUGACACUGAUGUUCUUGUGUAUGUAUAUAUGAGACUGUGAACUAUUCGUGCAGCAAAUGAAACAAUCUAUUAAGCA
Hibiscus syriacus is the source of this 978-nucleotide messenger RNA. Its product is annotated as cytochrome b6-f complex iron-sulfur subunit, chloroplastic-like. The transcript has 5 exons. Lineage: Eukaryota; Viridiplantae; Streptophyta; Magnoliopsida; Malvales; Malvaceae. Gene Ontology annotation, cellular component: plasma membrane. The record is from RefSeq and is a predicted model, not a curated record. Bases 116 to 802 code for a protein of 228 amino acids. Gene Ontology annotation, molecular function: 2 iron, 2 sulfur cluster binding.